UUGCGUUGCGACGAUAAUUAUUUUCUCGUAAUGGGAGACUCCUACAAACCUAAAAUAAACAGCAGCGGUGUUGACGGCAAAGAUCCCGUUUUAAACAAAGCUGCGCUCGAUUAUAUGAGAAUAAUCGAGGAGAAAAACCGUGAGCGCGUUAAAAAAUUGGAACUUACUGCGCGAAGAAAUCGUAUGGUUGGUUUAUCUAUUGGCGCCGGGGUGUUUGGUAUUUAUCUUUAUUCGAUAUUCGCUGUAAAGCAGGAGACGUUCCUCGACGACUUCAACGAACCCCCGAAGGUGCAGCAAUAAUGGCUGCCGCUAAAACGUUGCCGUUAAGAUUAC
Messenger RNA from Hyposmocoma kahamanoa, 333 nucleotides. RefSeq names its product cytochrome c oxidase assembly factor 3, mitochondrial (gene Ccdc56). Bases 31 to 300 code for a protein of 89 amino acids. Lineage: Eukaryota; Metazoa; Arthropoda; Insecta; Lepidoptera; Cosmopterigidae. The record is from RefSeq and is a predicted model, not a curated record. Gene Ontology annotation, biological process: mitochondrial respiratory chain complex IV assembly. Gene Ontology annotation, cellular component: mitochondrial inner membrane. The transcript has a single exon.